CACGGACAUUUCUCCCAAGGCGUCGGUCGGUCUCAACUCCUGUCGCGGAAGAUAGAUGAUAAAUCGCACCUGGCAAAACUCUCAUCCUGCAAUAAUAAUCGAAACACCGUCAAGCUAGUUUCUCGAGCAAAGCUUUGUUGGCCUGUCUCCCUUCGCCCUCUCAUACGGCCUGUUGCCCUCUCACUCCUAAUUUGGAUCUCCCCGCCAAUCUUGGACGAAGCAAAACCGAUUUUUCCUCGUUCAACUACGCUCCGAUGAGUAAUAACAUUUUCCGGAUUUUCAACCCAAAAGGGCAGGGCCCAAAGAGGACCCCGUUGAGAAACGACGGGCUCAACUGCGGCGAGCUCAACAGCAAAUCCUACCGAGAUCGUAAGGACGUCUACACGAAGUCUCUCGAAGCAGAGAUUGCACGGACUCGGGCCAGCGAGGCGAAUCUGAUGCGCCAGAUUCAACAUCUCCACGACACUGUCCAGAUGCUCACUGGAGUUCUAUCCCAACACGGGAUACCUCUUCCAGCUAAUUUCUCAUACGACGAUGUGCACGAGGAGGCAGGCCGGGAGCCUGCGAGCGCCCUUGGAAACCCCCCUGUCCACACAGCAUACCCGGUUCGCCUCGCGGGACGGAGCAAAAACGCCGCAGGUGUAACCCCGGAGCACCUUCCCGGGCCCGCAAAUACUCCGCGGGAGGCGGCUCCGCAGCUUGCCUUACCAGACUGGCUGAGCGACUACGCCUCUGCUGAAGACCGAGCAGAUCAUUCCGUGCAGAGAUACUACCGAGAUAGUCCUGCAACACGCGCAGAACCAUGGUGUGGGGAUUUGAAAGUGUCCGUGCCCCCUUGUCACGAUGGCACCCGGCUCUGCGAACUUGAUCCAGCGGUGGUGGGCAUGGAAUUUGUCUUGACGCUAGAACAUCCCUGUCUAGGACACCUCGCCGGAGAUCCAAACAAACCUCACGAGCCAACCGGCCACGCGUUGACAACCUCGGCGCAGCUGCAGUUUUCGUUUCCCUCACCCCCGUCCGAAUCACACGAACCUGUCCUCCCCUCAUACGAGGAAGCUCCGGCUGCUUUACUCGACCGUCUGCUCAAUCUUGCACCAGGCGUGUGCUCGGAAGGUGAGGUCACGCCGGUACAAGCAUGGAGCUAUGUCCGGUCCCAGCCGCACUUUGGUGGGCUCGACGUACGAACCUUGCGGAAGCUGGCGGAGAAGUUGCGAGACACGGUCAAGUGUCAUGGGUUCGGCGCUGUGGUCCAGGUGGUGUUCCUCCAGAAUGUGGUGUACGAGACACUGAUGCUUGGACGGGCGUUUUGA
Molecule: messenger RNA, 1310 nt
Organism: Phialemonium atrogriseum
Lineage: Eukaryota; Fungi; Ascomycota; Sordariomycetes; Cephalothecales; Cephalothecaceae
Exons: 5
Coding region: 255-1310 (351 amino acids)
Cellular component (GO): RNA polymerase II transcription regulator complex
Molecular function (GO): DNA-binding transcription activator activity, RNA polymerase II-specific; transcription cis-regulatory region binding
Source: RefSeq, a predicted model, not a curated record